This is a messenger RNA of Umbelopsis ramanniana AG, 975 nucleotides long. RefSeq lists its product as uncharacterized. Gene Ontology annotation, cellular component: mitochondrion. Gene Ontology annotation, biological process: fatty acid biosynthetic process. Gene Ontology annotation, molecular function: [acyl-carrier-protein] S-malonyltransferase activity. NCBI's taxonomy places the organism in Eukaryota, Fungi, Mucoromycota, Umbelopsidomycetes, Umbelopsidales, Umbelopsidaceae. The transcript has 5 exons. The record is from RefSeq and is a predicted model, not a curated record. The coding region runs from base 1 to 975 and encodes 324 amino acids.
AUGGGAAAAGACUUGUAUACCCGGUACCCACAGUCGGCAAAGCAGGUCUUUGAUGAAGCCGAUGAGGCGCUUGGUGGAAACCUGGUAAAAUUGAUCUUCGAGGGUCAACAGUCCAAGCUGAAAUUAACCGAAAAUGCUCAACCUGCUAUUCUUACAACGUCUAUCGCGAUUUUGAGAGUGCUUGAACAUGAAUUAGAUUUCGAUGUUGCAAAAGCUUGUACAUACGCUUUGGGCCAUUCUCUGGGAGAAUACACUGCCCUUGUAGCGACCAAGUCCAUUUCAUUGACAGACGCAGUCAAAUUGGUUCGACUUCGAGGUGAAGCAAUGACAAAAGCUGUCGCUGAUCGACAGGGCCAAACCGCUAUGUCAGCAUUGGUUGUGCGAGGCGACCAUUUGCCUGAACUGGAAUAUAGUAUGGAUGAAAUCAGAGCUAGUCUGCCACCAGGUGAACUAGUAGAACUGGCCAACAUAAACAGUACAUUCCAAGUUGUUAUUAGCGGCACCAGCAAAGGAGUGGAUGAGGCAUCUAGAAUAUUGCAGAGAAAAGGAUUUGCCGCUCGGGCUGUUGAUCUUCCUGUAUCAGCUCCAUUUCAUUGCAGUUUGAUGCAGGAAGCAGCAAAUGCUAUGGAGGAAGCACUUAAAACCGUGGAAAUCAAGAAGCCUAUCGUCGAUAUUGUCUCCAAUGUGACUGCAAAACCUUACAGUAAUCCUGAAGAGAUUGCUAGUUUGUUGGUACAACAAGUGACAUCAACCGUUGAGUGGAAUCGCAGCAUUGAUUAUUGUAAAAAGCAAGACAUUGACGAAUUCCUUUGCUUCGGUCCUGGCAAGGUUCUCGCUAAUUUACUGAAGAAGGAAUACCCACUGGACAAGAUACGAUCCAUCACCACUGCAGACGAUAUUGACGGACUAUACGAUGAACUCAAGCUCAAAAUUGACAAUUCGGUAUCUCGAACGCAAGAAAACUCUUCUAAAUAG